GUCCCACCAUACCAGUGGUAUGACCUUGGGGAAAUUAUUUAAUCUCUCUAAGGUCCAAUAUCCUCAUUAGUCAAGGAGAGUUCAGAGUCCGCAUUAGACCAUAGGAUCCAUGAGGACAUCAGUGUUUUGUUCACUACUGAACCCUAAGGCCUGAGGCACAGUAGGCCUACAAUAAAUAUUUGUCAAGUGGCUAAAUUAACAACUUCAUAAGGAUUCACCAAUUUCACCUUCAGGUGGAUGGAGAGGUGGAUGAAGAAAUGGCUGGAGAGAUGGAUGGAAGGAUAAUCAACAUCUUCAUAAGAAUUCACGAAUUCCACCUUCAAAUGGAAACAAAUGUCUGGGUGCAUAACCCUCUUCCAAAGCCCCGACGAAGGCUGGCAGCUGUACACGUCGGCCCAGGCGCCCGACGGGAAAUGCAUCUGCACGGCUGUGAUCCCCGCGCAGAGCAGCUGCUCCCGCGACGGCCGGAGUCGGGAGCUGCGGCAGCUGAUGGAGAAGGUCCAGAACGCCUCCCAGGCCAUGGAGGUGCUUGAGUUGCGGACGUACCGUGACCUCCAGUACGUGCGCAGCAUGGAGACCCUCAUGCGGAGCCUGGACGCGCGGCUCCGGGCGGCUGAUGGGUCCCUCUCCGCCAAGAGCUUCCAGGAGCUGAGGGACAGGAUGACGGAGCUGCUGCCCCUGAGCUCGGUCCUGGAGCAGUACAAGGCGGACACGCGGACCAUCGUGCGCCUGCGGGAAGAGGUGAGGAAUCUCUCCGGCAGCCUCGCCGCCAUCCAAGAGGAGAUGGGCGCCUACGGGUACGAGGACCUGCAGCAGCGCGUGAUGGCACUGGAGGCCCGGCUCCACGCCUGCGCCCAGAAGCUGGGCUGUGGGAAGCUGACUGGGGUCAGUAACCCCAUCACUAUCCGGGCCAUGGGGUCCCGCUUCGGCUCCUGGAUGACCGACACGAUGGCCCCCAGUGCGGACAGCCGGGUCUGGUACAUGGAUGGCUAUUACAAGGGCCGGCGGGUGCUGGAGUUCCGCACCCUGGGAGACUUCAUCAAAGGCCAGAACUUUAUCCAGCACCUGCUGCCCCAGCCGUGGGCGGGCACAGGCCACGUGGUCUACAAUGGCUCCCUCUUCUACAACAAGUACCAGAGCAACGUGGUGGUCAAGUACCACUUCCGCUCGCGCUCCGUGCUGGUGCAGAGGAGCCUCCCGGGGGCCGGCUACAACAACACCUUCCCCUACUCCUGGGGCGGCUUCUCCGACAUGGACUUCAUGGUGGACGAGAGCGGGCUCUGGGCCGUCUACACCACCAACCAGAACGCGGGCAACAUCGUGGUCAGCCGGCUGGACCCGCUCACCCUCGAGGUCGUGCGGUCCUGGGACACUGGUUACCCCAAGCGCAGCGCGGGCGAGGCCUUCAUGAUCUGUGGCGUGCUUUAUGUCACCAACUCCCACCUGGCCGGGGCCAAGGUCUACUUCGCCUACUUCACCAACACGUCCAGUUACGAGUACACGGACGUGCCCUUCCACAAUCAGUACUCCCACAUCUCCAUGCUGGAUUACAACCCCCGGGAGCGGGCCCUGUACACCUGGAACAACGGCCACCAGGUGCUCUACAAUGUCACCCUCUUCCACGUCAUCAGCACCGCUGGGGACCCCUAGGGGCUGCCACGCCAGGGCCACCGGGGGCCCCUUCUACUCCGCCUGUGUCCCUUCAAGGUUCUCUUUGUCUGUGUCCUGCCCUCUCUCUCUCCCCUCCUUCCUGCCCAGCUUUCCUUCUCUGCCUAUUUCUAUCGGUGUAUUUUCUCAAUGUUGUCUCUUCUCCUUUAUUGAUCUCUGAUUUUGAUAACGCGACUUCUUUCUCGUUCUUUUUAUGGCUGUCCCUCUGUCUCUUUUUAUUGAUCUGACUCUCCAGUCCCUUUCCCUGUCUCUGCCUCUCUGUCUGUCUGUCCAUCUCCGCCCUCCCUCCCCUCCCUUGUUGCUUCCCAUCCAGUCUCCUUUCCUCUCUCUGCACCCUCCCUGCUUCCCUUCCAAGGAGUUGAGUGCAUGGAUCUGUUUCUUUUUUUUAUUUACACCCUUUCUUUCCGGGUUGCCGGAAUAAACGGGACCUUGGACAUUU
Diceros bicornis minor is the source of this 2107-nucleotide messenger RNA. It is a transcript of the gene OLFM2, whose product is annotated as olfactomedin 2. Gene Ontology annotation, biological process: signal transduction. NCBI's taxonomy places the organism in Eukaryota, Metazoa, Chordata, Mammalia, Perissodactyla, Rhinocerotidae. The coding region runs from base 334 to 1650 and encodes 438 amino acids. The transcript has 6 exons. The record is from RefSeq and is a predicted model, not a curated record.